CGCCCCUCUGCUGAACACGACUACAGGAGAGAUUGAAGCCAGGCAGCACCCCACGGAGUUAAACUCCGUAACCAGGGAAACACCACUUCCGCUGACGUCAUUACGGCGACACGUGGAUCCAAGAUGGCGGCGGCGAUGGAUUGGUUGCCGUGGUCCCUGUUGCUUCUCUCGCUCACGUGUGAUUCUCACGCCUUCUACGUCCCUGGGGUUGCACCAAUCAAUUUCCACCAGAACGACCCUGUAGAAAUCAAGGCUGUGAAGCUCACCAGCUCUCGAACCCAGCUACCUUAUGAAUACUACUCGCUGCCCUUCUGCCAGCCCAGCAAAAUAACCUACAAGGCAGAGAAUCUCGGAGAGGUGCUGAGAGGGGACCGGAUUGUCAACACCCCUUUCCAGGUGCUAAUGAACAGCGAAAAGAAGUGUGAAGUUCUGUGUAGCCAGUCCAACAAGCCAGUGACCCUGACCGUGGAACAGAGCCGGCUUGUGGCCGAGCGGAUCACGGAAGACUACUAUGUCCACCUCAUUGCCGAUAACCUGCCUGUGGCCACCCGGCUGGAGCUCUACUCCAACCGCGAAGGCGAUGACAAGAAGAAGGAAAAGGAUGUGCAGUUUGAGCAUGGCUACCGGCUUGGCUUCACGGAUGUCAACAAGAUCUACCUGCACAAUCACCUCUCGUUCAUCCUUUACUACCACCGGGAGGACCUGGAAGAGGACCAGGAGCACACAUACCGCGUCGUCCGCUUCGAGGUGAUUCCCCAGAGCAUCAGGCUGGAGGACAUCAAAGCAGACGAGAAGAGUUCUUGCACCCUGCCUGAGGGCACCAGCUCCUCGCCCCAGGAAAUUGACCCCACCAAGGAGAAUCAGCUGUACUUCACCUACUCUGUACACUGGGAGGAAAGUGACAUCAAAUGGGCCUCUCGCUGGGACACUUACCUGACCAUGAGUGAUGUGCAAAUCCACUGGUUUUCUAUCAUUAACUCCGUCGUGGUGGUCUUCUUCCUAUCAGGCAUCCUGAGCAUGAUCAUCAUUCGGACCCUCCGGAAGGACAUCGCCAACUAUAACAAGGAGGAUGACAUUGAAGACACCAUGGAAGAGUCUGGGUGGAAGCUGGUUCAUGGUGAUGUCUUCAGGCCCCCCCAGUACCCCAUGAUCCUCAGCUCCCUCCUGGGCUCAGGCAUUCAGCUCUUCUGUAUGAUCCUCAUAGUCAUCUUCGUGGCCAUGCUCGGGAUGCUGUCGCCCUCCAGCCGGGGAGCUCUCAUGACCACGGCCUGCUUCCUCUUCAUGUUCAUGGGGGUGUUUGGUGGAUUUUCUGCUGGCCGUCUGUACCGCACUCUAAAAGGCCAUCGGUGGAAGAAAGGAGCCUUCUGUACGGCAACGCUGUACCCUGGUGUGGUUUUUGGCAUCUGCUUCGUUUUGAAUUGCUUCAUCUGGGGAAAGCACUCAUCAGGAGCAGUACCCUUCCCCACCAUGGUGGCCCUGCUGUGCAUGUGGUUCGGGAUCUCCCUGCCCCUUGUCUACCUGGGCUACUACUUCGGCUUCCGCAAGCAGCCAUAUGACAACCCUGUGCGCACCAACCAGAUUCCCCGGCAGAUCCCCGAACAGCGGUGGUACAUGAACCGAUUUGUUGGCAUUCUCAUGGCUGGGAUCCUGCCCUUUGGCGCCAUGUUCAUCGAGCUCUUCUUCAUUUUCAGUGCAAUCUGGGAGAAUCAGUUCUAUUACCUUUUUGGCUUCCUGUUCCUUGUCUUCAUCAUCCUGGUGGUGUCGUGUUCACAAAUCAGCAUCGUCAUGGUGUACUUCCAGCUCUGUGCAGAGGAUUACCGCUGGUGGUGGAGGAAUUUCCUGGUCUCCGGGGGAUCUGCGUUCUACGUCCUUGUCUAUGCCAUCUUUUAUUUUGUUAACAAGCUGGACAUCGUCGAGUUCAUCCCCUCUCUCCUGUACUUUGGCUACACGGCCCUCAUGGUCCUGUCCUUCUGGCUUCUCACGGGCACCAUUGGCUUCUAUGCAGCCUACAUGUUUGUCCGCAAGAUCUACGCUGCUGUGAAGAUAGACUGAUGGGGGUGGACCAUGGCCAGGCCCACUCUGUCCACGGACAGGAAGCCACUCUGCGUGGGGAACUGCAGGCACGCAAAUAAAAUAACUCCUGCUCGUUUGGAAUGUAACUCCUGGCACAGUGUUCCUGGAUCCCGGGGCUGCGUGGGGGGCGGGAGGGCCUGUAGAUAAAUCUUGGACUUUUCUUCAUCAAUUUAUUCCAGUUCUGUGGGGGAUGAGGUUUUUGUGGGUUGUUUUUUCUUCAGUGCUACGAAAGUUCCCUCCAGCAGGAACUCUCAGACCUGUUUAUUCAGGUUUAUUUUUGGUUGGGGGUUUUUUCCUUAGUUUUUUUAACAUAAGGAUCCAGGAUGGAUAAAUCACCAAGACACUGGGUUUGGUCACUGUCUCCACCUCAGUUCCUCAGGCUGUUGGCCACCCCACAACUAACUGGAAGAGGAAACGCCUGGCCUUCUGGGGCUUCGGUGAGGUUUCCGAGCCUCUCACGGCCCGUCCUCACCUCUGAUGCCGCGACAAAGCCCAGCUCUAGCCCGGACGUGCAUCCUCAGUGCCGACCAGCCUCUACCAGCCCUCUCCCUCACUCUUCUCUCCCCCCAGCCUCCUCCCAGGGCUGCCCAAAGCAGGGCUUCCAGCCAGGCCUCCAGGGUGACCAAGUCUUAUUGCUACAAGAAAAACCCCGGGAAGUACUUGGGGCCAAGCGCCCCAGGACAGCAGGACUCACCCCUGCUCAGAGCAGCGGGAGUUUGCUGGACCAGAGAAGAGACUUGCAGUGAACUGUGCGUGCCAAGAAACCCUGGAUCCAGGGCCAAGUAUUUACAGAGUCAAGCCAAGCAUCCACGUGUCUGUCUGGGACAAGGGUCCUCACCCCUCAGGAUUGCUCCCCAGUUCUUUCCCCGGGGGGUUGCUGCUCUUUGCGAAGUGUGCUGGUGGCGGGCCCUCUCCACUCUCUACCAGCACAGAACGAGGCCGGGAGACCUCAGAUGCCCUCCUUUGGGUGGCUGGGGAGAGAGGCGUUCUAUCCCUGACAUCCCCCAGCCUCAGUGCUCAUGCUCAGCUCUUUCAGCCAGACCCAUCCCCUCCACCUCCACCUCCAUCUCCCGUCUGUCUGAUUCUUGCCUCCUUGGGUGACACCUGCUUGUGGGAAGGAAGACGGAAGGUCAGUUCUGUCACUCUUACCCCGAUUCCCAGGAAUAGGCAAAGAGCCAAGUUAGAAAGAGGGAGCUAGCUUUGCGAGCCUGGCUCCUCUGUCAGCACCCAACCCCCUGUGCACCCUGUGCAUGUCCCAAACCAAACAUUUGUUCUUAAGUUGCAAGAGGCCAAACCCACCCUGGGGUUAGCAUUUAAGUAACAGCCGCUCACCCUUGCAUCAGCCCCUUUGGGACUCCCACCACAAGACAAAGCUCAGGAUGCUGGCUAAGCUCGGAACACACCCCACCCCCAUGACACCCUGCACCCCGACUCCAGGUUCUCCCAGCAGCCCCUACCAGCUCCACCAGUCAAACCAGUGGACUUCUCAACCUUGCUCACAGUGACUCCGUAGCGCUAAACGGUGUCCACCAAGAAUCAGGUUGGAGAAAAGGGAACCCAAGCAGUAGAGAAUGAUAAUGGAGGCUUUUGUUCAUUCAAAUCUCGGAUUUUUUCCCUAAGAGAUUCUCUUUUUUGGGGGUGGGGGGAAUUAGGAAAUGGACUCCUCAUAAAAGGUUCAAACAUCAUCAAUUUUUCUGACUUUUUUAAUCAUCAUCAUUAUUAUUUUUAAUUAAAAGAUGCCUGUAUGCCUUUUUUUGGUCCAAUUGUAAAUAAAUAUGCCAUUGACCUGUU
This is a messenger RNA of Prionailurus viverrinus (fishing cat), 3864 nucleotides long. RefSeq names its product transmembrane 9 superfamily member 4 (gene TM9SF4). The transcript has 18 exons. Gene Ontology annotation, biological process: protein localization to membrane. The record is from RefSeq and is a predicted model, not a curated record. The coding region runs from base 124 to 2052 and encodes 642 amino acids. Lineage: Eukaryota; Metazoa; Chordata; Mammalia; Carnivora; Felidae. Gene Ontology annotation, cellular component: membrane.